AUGCCAGGCUGCGCACGCGACGAAGAACUGCUGUCGAUUAUGUCGAAACGUUGCCGAAGAAAGUUAAUUAAAGAGGAUGAUGAAGAAAAACCGGGUGGUGAAUCUGAGUCAAAAUCGCUGAUGAUAUUUCAAAAACAGAGCCCACCAAGUUGUAAUACCCCGCAAAAUGAAGAUUCUAUUGAUGAAGAGAUUUUUUCAAUAAAACGUUUUAAGAUAUCUGACACUGUUGAAAUAGAAAAAAAUAAAAAUUCAAUUGAAUAUAGAGCACAAGAUGUAAAUUUAAGUAAAGAAAUUCAACCGACUGAUAUUCGAAAACCAAAACAUAUUAUGAAUAAACAUGCAACCUCAAUCAUUAUUACAAAUACAGGAAAAUUACAUAACAAAGCAAAAACGGGACUUAGAUAUUCCAAAAAUAACGAUGUAAGGAACCGUGUUGAAGCCAUAGAACAAAAAGAAACAAUUUAUUUGAGUCCAAGUACCGGAAAAACCUGUCAAGUUUUACAAAAUGUUACCUUUCCCUCUUCUAGUGCCCCAACCACCCCAAGACAUCAGAUUAAAAAACAAAACAAAAAUUCGUCAUCUCUAUGUUCACCUUCAUUAGGCUUCCGUCAUAUAGUUUCUGAGAGCAGAGCUAGUUCUUUAUCAGAAAUUUCACGCUCCAAUUUACUAGACUGCGAUUUAUCUCUUAAUGAGGAAAAUUUAAAGGAACUACUUAAAACACCGGAACAAAAGAGAUCAAGUAAAAAAUAUAUGUCUGAAUUUGCAGUUAUAGACGACUCUAAUUUGUCCACAUGUGCAGAAAAACGAGAAAUAGAGGUUUCUGUGAUUGCUGAAAAUGUUUCGAAGGAUGUUGAUCGAAAACAACAAAACAGAGAUAAUAUCGAAGAUGUUAGUGACAACGGGGAUGAUAAGGAUUAUAGUCCUUCUAAUGACAAUUCAAGCGAUUCGGAAGGAUCUGAUAAUUAUUCAUUAGAGGUUUGCAUAGACGAAGAACAGGAAUUAGAAGAUGAAAAUGAAGAUACAGAAAACGAAACUUUAGACGCAGAAGAGGCAUUGCCCGACCGCCAAACUAACAAGAACGAUGACGAUGCGUGGGAAGACAUAUUGGAGAGUCCCUUAAAUUUUGAUGAAUUUGUUGGGGAAAAUACUUACAAUAUACCGCCGUUUGUAAAAUCACCUGAAGAUGUAUAUAAGUUAUUUGUAACAGAUGAGAUGAUCAAUAAAAUGGCAUUGGAGACAAACAAUUAUGCACAAAACUAUUUACGAACAAACCAACAAAAUAUGAAACGUAAAUCACGUAUGAAAGAGUGGACUAAUACUAGUUUUCAGGAAAUGAAAACAUUUCUGGCAGUUGUGAUGGCAAUGGGUUUAUGUAAAGUACCUCAUAUAAAUUUGUAUUGGAGCAAGAACAAAUUAUACAGAAACGAAUUUAUACGUUCAGCAAUGACAAGAGACAGAUUUUUACUCCUAUUAAAAUGCUGGCAUGUCAGUGAUGUCUCAAAUGAUGAUAAAACUGACAAACUACAUAAAAUCAGAGAUAUGCUUUCGAUGAUCACUGACAAAUUUCAGAAUAUAUUAAACCCCGGAAAAUAUGUAGUAAUUGAUGAGACAAUGAUACCCUGGAGAGGGCGAUUAGGUUUCCGUCAGUAUAUAAAAACAAAUCUCACCGAUAUGGCGUUAAGCUGUACAAACUUUGCACCCCCGAAGGUUAUACCUACCAAAUAG
This is a messenger RNA of Parnassius mnemosyne (clouded apollo), 1725 nucleotides long. The record is from the annotation of a GenBank genome assembly. NCBI's taxonomy places the organism in Eukaryota, Metazoa, Arthropoda, Insecta, Lepidoptera, Papilionidae.